AUGCUCUCGGAUCCAGACCCUAUCGAUGUCCCCAAGUCUUAUGAGACUCUGUCAUUGACUGAUGUCACUGUGUCUCAUCAUCCCAUCGGAGCUUCUGAAGCUACAUCGGUUGUGGUGGUGACAUUGAACCGCCCCAGCAAACAUAAUGCAUUUACUUUGGAAAUGAUGCAUGCCUUUGAGAAGAUCUAUGCGAUGUUUGACGUCGACGAGCGUGUAAGAGUCAUCGUUCUCAUGGGGGCAGGUAAAAUGUUCUGCGCCGGUGCAGAUCUUGAGCGAGGCUUCAGUGGUCUGGAGAAAGAGAGAAACAAAGAUCACCGUGACAGCGGAGGGCGUCUCACCCUAGCGAUACACCGUUGUCGCAAGCCUACGAUCGCUGCUCUACAGGGCUCAGCAGUUGGCCUGGGAAUGACGAUGACAUUGCCAGCCGCCAUCCGCAUCGGCUGCCAAAAGUCGAAAUACGGAUUCGUUUUUCCUCGGCGAGGCUUAACAAUGGAGUCUAGCUCUUCUUUCUUCCUUCCGCGAUUGAUAGGGUUUUCCAACGCUCUUUAUCUGCUUACCACUGGCGGCACCUUUGCGCCCAACUCCCCCCAUUUCGGGACGCUGUUCCAAGAGACGUACCCCGAUGCUGAUCAGGUGGUCUCCCGAGCCCUAGAGCUUGCUAAAGACAUUGCUGAGAAUGUCAGCCCCAUGGCAUCUUAUCUAUCCCGCGAGCUUAUGUGGCGAAACCCAGGUACAGCCGAGGAAACACACCUCGUGGACUCCGCGGUGCUGUAUCAUAUGUUUAGUGGAAAGUAUGUAUCAAUUAGGGCGUUGUGGGAGUUAUGA
This is a messenger RNA of Penicillium salamii, 825 nucleotides long. NCBI's taxonomy places the organism in Eukaryota, Fungi, Ascomycota, Eurotiomycetes, Eurotiales, Aspergillaceae. The record is from the annotation of a GenBank genome assembly.